AUGUAUACGAACAAUGAUAUUGAUACAUUUCUUAAAACAAUAAAUGAAUCUCAAAAUCAAGCAUUACGAAAUCCUGAUCAAACAGAAUCAUCUAUUACUGAAAUAAUAUCUAAAAUUGAUAAGAAUAUUUUAAAAGAUUUACUUUAUCAAAAUAAUGAUUAUCGACAUAAAGCUAUUCGACUUUUAGCUGAAAUUUGUAAACAAGAAUCAAUCCGACAAGAAUGCAUUCAAUUAGAUUUCAUGACACCUUUAAAAGAUACUUUAACAUCUUCUAAUAUACAAGAAAAAAUUGAAUCAUGUCGUGCAAUAGGAAAUAUGUGCUAUGAAAAUGCUGAUGGAUGUGAUUUAGUAGCGAAUAAAAUUGGUAUAGAUACAUUAUUUGAUGUAUGUCGAUAUUCAUGUAAAUCAUCUGAAAAUGAAUGUAUACAAUUACGAAUGAUGAUUUUAGGUGCAUUACAUAAUAUUAUUAAUUCAAAUGAAAAAAUUGCUGAAUUAAUAUUCAAAGAAGAUUUAUUUCAAAUAUUUCUUCUUUAUAUACCAUAUUUAUCGGAAUCGAAAAUAAUCUUAUUUUUAUUUUCAAUUUGUUCGAAUAUGAUUGAUUAUGAUACAAAAUGUGAACGUCUUAUAUUGAGUCAUUUAUUAUCUGAAAUUGGUAAUCAUAUAACUGAAUCGAAUAUAUAUGAUAAUCGUACUGUUAUUUUAUCUUAUCUACUCGAAGCAUGUGAAGAAGAUGGUGUUAAAGAAGAAUUAUGUUCAUCAUUAUUUUAUUAUAAAUUAAUUAAUUUAUGUGAACAAUAUGCUGGAAAAGAUGAAGAAUUUCUUCGUGAAACAUGUUAUAUACUUGUUGUUCUUAUAACUGCAGAUAAAUCAAUUGAUCAUUUAUUAACUUCAAAUAAAUAUGAUUUACUUGAAUAUGGUAUAUCAUGGUUAGAAAAAUCGAAUUUACAAUUAAAAAUGACUGGUGCAUUAAUAAUAACUAAUUUAACACGAAAUGAUCAAUCAGCUAUAAGUAUAUUAUCCGAUAAACGAAAACCUGAUAUUAAAUUAGUUGAACAAUUAAAAUAUUUUUCAAUACAAUUAGAAAAUAAAUUAGAAUUAAUGACAGAUGAACAAGCUAAAGUUGCACAUGGAAUAUUAGGUGCUCUAAGAAAUCUUGCUGUACCAACUACGAAUCGUCCUUUAUUAGUCGAUAGUCAUGUUCUUGAUAAUGUUAUUCCAUAUUUAUUUACAAAAAAUUUUAAUGGUGAAAUUGCUUAUAAAGCAACUGGUGUUAUUCGUUUUCUACUUCGUGAUGCAAAAGAAACAUCAAAAUUAGCAAUUUUAAAUGAUCAAAUUCUACAACAAAUUGUUCUUAAUAGUAGUUCUAUUCAUUCUGGUUUACAAUUUGAAUCUCGUCGUGUAUUAUUUUUAUUACCUGUCGCAUUAAAAACUAUCGAAGUUAUUGAAGCACUUGCACGAAAUGAUGCUUUUCCAUUAAUAACAUCUACAUUAGCAUCAUGUGAUGUUCAAACAAAUCGUGGAAUUAUUCAAAAUGAAGCAUUAAUUGCAUUGAAUAUUAUUAUGAUGUUAAAUAAUUCAUUGAUUUGUGAGAAAUUAAAAGAAGCAAAUUGUCAUGAAAAUAUUAAAGAAUUUUUAAAACAAGAUUUUCAACAUCCGGAGAUCAUUAAUAAUAUUCUUCAAUUAAUUCAUUUAAUGAAAAAACAAAAAAAUUUUCUUACAAUAGAACAAUUACAUGAAUAUAAACCAUUACUUGAAAAUAUUCGUAACAGUCAAAAUUGUAGUGGAAAAACACUUAUUGAUCGAACAUUAGAGAUUAUACAGAAUGAACUUGAAUAA
Adineta steineri is the source of this 1836-nucleotide messenger RNA. The record is from the annotation of a GenBank genome assembly. Lineage: Eukaryota; Metazoa; Rotifera; Eurotatoria; Adinetida; Adinetidae.